CACGCACUAACUUCAAGUCUGAAACUUUCAGUUUUACUCUAUGCACACUGUACACCGCACUAGUCGUGCUCACGCGCCACCGCACUAGUCCUCCUCCUCCGCCCGUAUUCUUCACUCCACCCAUCUCCGUUUUACCUCCAAAUCUCUCUCUCUCUCUCUCCAAUCUCUGAAGCCAUGAAGCAACUGCACAAGCAACCCACCACCAAGAAAGACGAGGAGAUGCCCUUCUCUGAAACCCCGCCGUACUCCCCCAAAUCCCUAAAACACCACCGGUCCCUCCACAGAUCCCUCAGCUAUAUCCUCUGCGAGCAGCGCCUCCUCUUCAUCCUCAUUGGCGUGCUGAUCGGCUCCACCUUCUUCAUCAUCCAGCCGUCUCUCUCGAUCCUAUCCUCGGCGGACCGAAGGCCUCGGAUCUCCUCCGGCAGCCGCAAUUCGCUGGCCGAUUUUGGGGAUCGUGAGGUGCCGGUCGAUUCCCGUAGCCUUUCCGGAGAGGGGAGCUACAAUCGGUACUCGAACGGGGUGGGGCGGGUUCCGGUGGGGAUUGGGAGGAAGAGGAGGAGGAUAGUCGUCACCGGCGGCGCCGGUUUUGUCGGGAGCCAUUUGGUGGAUAAGCUGAUCGCCAGGGGGGACGACGUGAUCGUGAUUGACAAUUUUUUCACGGGGAGGAAGGAGAAUGUGGUGCAUCUAUUUGGUAAUCCGAGGUUUGAGCUGAUUAGGCACGACGUUGUAGAGCCGAUUCUGUUGGAGGUGGAUCAGAUCUACCACUUGGCCUGCCCUGCUUCCCCUGUGCAUUACAAGUAUAAUCCAGUCAAAACUAUCAUAUCCUUUUUUUCUGUAUAUUUUUGUUGCAUUGUAUGAGCGUCUGAUGGUUCUUGUUUUAGAAUAAUUUGUGUUGCAUUGUAUACUUUCAUGUGUAUUGGUACUUUUCAGAACUGAAAAGUGCACAAGUGUUACUGUUUUAUUGCAUUUGAUAUUGGUCGAUAUCCUUGACUGUGUGAUUAAAAGACAAAUGUGAUGGGAACUCUUAACAUGUUGGGCCUCGCGAAGAGAAUAGGCGCGAGGUUUCUUCUUACUAGUACGAGUGAGGUUUAUGGUGAUCCACUUGAGCAUCCACAGAAGGAGACUUAUUGGGGGCAUGUGAAUCCUAUUGGUGUACGCAGCUGCUAUGACGAAGGCAAACGAACUGCUGAAACCUUAACUAUGGAUUAUCAUCGAGGUGCUGAUGUUGAGGUGCGCAUUGCGCGUAUUUUUAAUACGUACGGACCUCGUAUGUGUCUAGAUGACGGGCGUGUGGUUAGCAACUUCGUCUCACAGGCUAUACGAAAACAACCAAUGACAGUCCAUGGGGAUGGAAAACAGACACGAAGCUUUCAAUAUGUGUCUGACUUGGUGGAUGGACUGGUGGCGUUGAUGGAGGGUGAACAUAUCGGCCCAUUCAACUUGGGUAACCCGGGAGAAUUCACCAUGUUGGAGCUUGCUGAGGUUGUGAAAGAAACUAUUGAUCCCAGUGCCACAAUCGAAUUCAAACCAAACACUGCCGAUGAUCCUCAUAAGAGAAAACCAGAUAUCACCAAAGCAAAAGAUCUUCUCAACUGGGAGCCAAAGAUUUCCCUACGAGAAGGGUUGCCUCGCAUGGUAGACGAUUUUCGAAAUCGGAUCUUGAAUGAAGAUGAAGGAAAGGAGAACUAAUUAAUUAUGAAGAACAGCCCAAAGGAAAAAAAAAAAUAGCUUGUACAGAUUGAGAGCGUGUUUUUGUAAGUUAGCCGUUCCACUUUAACUUAUUGCAUUCAUAUCUUUGAUGAACAUUUUAUCAGCAAUGUUCACCGCGUAUGUCCAAAAGAAAAGUUUGUCCUACCAAACGAAAUUUAUUUGAAAACAGGAAACUUAUAAGUUAACCAAAUAAGCUA
Messenger RNA from Striga asiatica, 1907 nucleotides. The record is from the annotation of a GenBank genome assembly. Lineage: Eukaryota; Viridiplantae; Streptophyta; Magnoliopsida; Lamiales; Orobanchaceae.